AUGUAUGCGUUUUCUACCCCAGAGCAAGCGUUGCUAAGGGUAAGCGACGCCCUGGGGCCCUGGGAAGUGCGAGCAGGAGUCGGCGGGGCUGGGCGGGCUGCAGGGGGCGCGCGCCCCCUGCUGGUCGUCCCGCCCAGCACAGUCGCAGUGGCCGAGGAAGCGAAAGCGAAAGCGAGCGCCGGUUCGCCGUGGCUUGGAAAGAGUCGCCAGCGCUCAGAAGGGGGAAAGCAAGUACAUACCGCGCGCGAGCACUUCAGAGGUCGGACCUCACCACUUAAUGCAACGACCUCCGAAGCCGCAGUGCCGGGGCCGCCGCCGCUUUCACCAUGUGGCUCCUGGACCGGAGACCCUGGGCCUCCCUGCUGCUGGUGGUCCUGGCCUUACUCUGGCUGCUUCACGGCAGUCCGGGGGUUCUGCUUCCCCGAGGGCUUCUGGGAUAUAUGGGAACACUACUGCCCCUGCUCUGCCUGGGGACCACCGUUUCUGUCCCUGCGGGCCCUGGUGACGGGGCCCUUGAGUGCUCCCCCAGUCAGAGCAGCUUCAGCCCCUUGGAGCUGGCUGCUGGUGGGGUAUGGGGCUGCAGGGCUCAGCUGUGCAGUGUGGGCCGUGCUGAGCCCCCAGGAGAGGGACCAGGGCCAGGAGAACAGCAAAGCCUUGAUGUGGAGGCUGCCGAAGCUCUCCAGGCCAGACCUGCCUUUCCUCUCUGCCGCCUUCUUCUUCCUCAUAGUCGCUGUGUUGGGUGAGACAUUUAUCCCUUACUAUUCUGGUCGUGUGACUGACAUUCUGGGAGGUGAUUUUGACCCCAGUGCUUUCGGCAGUGCCAUCUUUUUCAUGUGUUUCUUCUCCGUUGGGAGCUCACUGUCUGCAGGCUGUCGAGGAAGCUGCUUUCUCAUAACCAUGUCCAGAAUCAACCUGCGCAUCCAGGAGCAACUUUUCUCCUCCCUGCUGCACGAGGACCUCGGUUUCCUCCAGGAGACUAAGACAGGAAGUGCUUCUGGAGAUCCAGGACGCAGUGGUGAAAGCAGGGCAGGUGAUGCGGGAGGCAGUUGGAGGGCUGCAGACUGUGCGUGGCUUUGGGGCCCAGGAGCAAGGUCUGUCGCUAUAAAGAGGCUCUUGAAAAACACCGGCAGCUGUGCUGGUGUUGAGACCUGGAACAUGCCCUUUACGUGCCCCUUCAGAGGAUGCUGAACUUGGCGCUGCAGGUGCUGAUGCUGAGCUGCGGACUGCGGCAGGUCCUGGCCAGGGACCUCACCCGCGGUGGGCUGCUCUCCUUCCUGCUCUUCCAGGAGGACGUGGGCUCCUACGCGUGGACCCG
Messenger RNA from Manis pentadactyla (Chinese pangolin), 1315 nucleotides. RefSeq lists its product as uncharacterized. Gene Ontology annotation, biological process: antigen processing and presentation of endogenous peptide antigen via MHC class I; transmembrane transport. Gene Ontology annotation, molecular function: MHC protein binding; ABC-type oligopeptide transporter activity; ATP binding. The transcript has 7 exons. The coding region runs from base 1 to 1188 and encodes 395 amino acids. Lineage: Eukaryota; Metazoa; Chordata; Mammalia; Pholidota; Manidae. Gene Ontology annotation, cellular component: TAP complex; endoplasmic reticulum membrane. The record is from RefSeq and is a predicted model, not a curated record.